AUGCUAGCAGAUUCAUACUCGGUGCGGGAUGUUCGCGUUCAUCUGCGACACGUACGCAACCUGCUGCGGAGCCUCGACCUUGCCGGCCGCUCGCUGUCCUACCUGUCCUUACUCACCAGAGCACAUCCAGGAAGUGACAAUAUGGAAAAGGAUUCGGUGUCCCGCAGCCCUCCAUUUUACAUCCUGCCUGGAUGUAAGGAAAGACGUCUUAUUCCUCUGCAGCCAAUCAGAGACGACUGGAAGCCUCUGCAGUGCCUCAGAGUCCUGAACAUAAGCAGCUGGAACCCGCCUCCAGGAAACAGGAAGCUGCACGGAGACCUGAUGUACAUCAGCAUCCUGACGAUGGAGGAGCGAGAGCUCAGCAUCACCUGCUGCACACGGGGUUUCUACCUCAACCAGUCCACUGCCUUCAACUUCAACCCCAAACCUGCAGGUCCUAAAAUCCUCUGUCACUCUCUGGUCGAGCUUCUGAGCCAACUCAGUCCCUCGUUCAGGAAAAACUUUGUCGCUCUGCAGAAGAGGAGAGUUUAUCAGCACCCGUAUGAGUGCAUCCGCGCUCCGGUCCAGGUGUGUACCUGGGUGGCGCCUGCUGGAGGUCACAGCCUGGACUGUGUGACUGCAGAGGAGACAGCCGGACAGAGGCUGGGUUUGAUGGCGACACUGACGUUUGUGCAGAUUCGAGGCUGGAACGAGGAGCUGCAGAGAUCCAGGGAACUUCCCAGAGCUUCGCUGCAGGAGCGGCGGCGCAGAGACACGCGAAUCUUCAGGAUCAACAGUGACUUUGUGGCCGCUGCAGCUCAGGGUGCCGCGUCCAUGAUGGAGGGAAACGUCAUGCCGCUAAACCCGGGGGAGCCGCCGCACCUCCACGUCUUUGUGUGGAACAAUCUCUUCUUCAGCCAGGGGUUUGACAUGUCGGACCACUACGCGCCAGUAGGGGGCGAUGCUGCCGCUCACGCUGCUGCCAUGUGUGACCUGAGAGGAGUUCAGGCAUAUGCAUCCGUGGACACAGAGGGGCUCCACACACUCGGCACGGCGGUGGUGGAUUAUCGCGGUGUCCGUGUCACUGCUCAGACCGUCGUUCCCGGAUUACUGGAGAAAAACCUCGAGCAGAUAGUUUACGGCUCUAACGACAACGGGAAAACAGUUUUUACUCACCCACGGUUUUUGGAGCUUCUGGAUGAAAGCAGUAAGUCGCUGAGGAUCCAGCCUCACCGGGUCCUGGACCACAGCGGCAGCCCUGUGGAGCUCAGGUCGGCCAUCUCCACAGUCGGGAUAUUUGGCAGCGAUGGACGUCCGUACAUUUUGGACCUCCUGCGGACUUUCCCUCCGGAUCUGAACUUCCUGCUGUCGGCUGAGGCUCAGCAGGAAGUUCCCGCAGCGUGCCGCAGCUUCGGCUUCCCACGGCGUCACCGCCACGGCCUGGCCAGCCUCCGGUCGCAGCUGGUGGAGGCCUUCGUCCAGCACAGGUAUGAACUUUUUGCUAAAAUGGCGUCCGAUGACCUCGGCCAUCAGUUCGCCACAGAGAAACCCGAGGAACCUCAGAGACCUGCAGAACAAAAAAGAAGGAAUAUCAUCUGGAAAGCUUGUGAAAAUGUCGGCUCUGUGAGUGACUCUCGCUUUGACAUCCGCUUCAAUCCUGAUGUUUGCUUUCCAGGUGUGCGUUUUCCCUCCGAGUGUCUCCCGGACGUACAGAGACAGAGACGUCUACUUUGGGACGCUGCUGCGUUUCUUCUCUCUAAUCAGAUUCCUGCAGUGCUGAGGGACUGUCUCGACCAUACAGCCGUACCGAUGGAUGGAGCGACUCUGACCUCAGCGAUCCAUCAGCGGGGCGUAAAUGUACGAUAUCUGGGUGCCAUGUUGAAGGAGCUGGACAAGAUGGAGGAGAGAGAAAGACUCAGCCAUGUGCAGAGAAUUUCCAUCAGUGAAGUCAUCACCAGAAGUGCGAAACACAUCUUCAGGACCUACAUGAAGGAUGUGGAGCCUGCAGCUUUUUCUGCAGCUGUCAGUCAUUUCCUAAACUGCCUCCUGAGCUCGUCCUCCGCUCCUGUUCCUGAUUCCUGCAGCGAUGAGCUGCCGUCCCGCCACAAGAGCCGCCGCCGCCGAACCCAGAGCGACCGAGCGAACGUCCCGACCAGCAGUUUGUGGGCAAAACUGACUUCCGAUGAUCUGUGGAUCAGGAUCAAGACGGAAGCGGAAGAUUAUUACCACUAUACAUUUAAAAGUGAAAGCAUAGAAGAAGAAAUAGAAAAGCACAACCUUCAGAAGAUUUCACUUUUGAGAGAGAUGUCCAUCAAGACAGGCAUUCAGCUGCAGCUGAGAGAGUACGUGUUUGAGUGUCGACACAAGCCAGCGUUCAGCGAGGACGACGUGGUGAACAUGUUUCCUGUGGUCAAACAUCUCAAACCAACGUCAACUGAUGCUGCCGGACUCGUACAGCAAGCACAGCUGGCAGCACAGCAGGGGUUUCUCAGAGCAGGUGUGGACUUGCUUGGUCGAGCCCUGACUCUUUUCAGCAGUGUUUGUGGGAUCCUGCAUGAGGACGUUUCCAUGUGUCUGCGUCUCCUUGGGCGGCUCAGAUACACCUUAGGAGAAAAUGAUGACGCUCUCGUUCUUCAGGAAAAAGCUGUUUUGAUUUCUGAGAGAAUACAAGGGACAGACCAUCCACAGACCGUACAGGACUAUACUCAUCUGGCGCUGUAUUUCUUUGCCGGAGGCCGCCUGUCGACUUCCCUUCAGCUCCUGUAUCGCGCUCGAUACCUCAUCCUGCUCGUUAUCGGAGAAGAUCAUCCACAAAUUGCACUUCUGGAUAGUAUGCUGGGUUUAGUCCUCCAUGCCCUGAUGGAAAAUGAGCUUUCACUGAAGUUCCUGCAGAACGCCUUGACUUUAACCUCUAAAUAUCACGGUGCAAAAUCACUGAAGCAUGCACACAGUCACCACGUGCUUACCAUUGUUUAUGAAAGCAAAGGGGAGUUUCAUUUAGCUCUGCAGCACGAAAAAGAGGCUUAUAUUAUAUAUAAAAAUCAGCUUGGUGAGAGCAGUGACAGCACAAAGGAAAGCUCAGAAUACCUGCAGAGGCUCACGGAUCAGGGUGUGAUCCUCCAGAGAGCCAUCCGCCACGUUGCCUCUGGCAAACCCAGUGCCUCUGUCUCUCCUCUGAGGUUGCCAAGUCAUCCUGUGAUUCUUCAGCAGCUCAACCUGACUUGUGGGAUUACUUUCAUCCCACCCAGUGAAAAAGAGCUGAGAGCAGAACUGAACGAAAGAAGAAAAGUUCAAACAGAAGACGUGGCAUAUCAAUUAUUAAACCAAAACGGCAACAAGCAGCAGCUCUGAACUGCGGACCGAAAUGAAAACCACUGCAGUCCACCUGCUUGUUCUGGGGAAAUGGCUCAGUGAGAAACUGGGUUACCCAGAUUCAGUUGAGUCCUUUAGAAACUACAGCAGCUUCUGAACGGCUACAGAUGAGUGAAAAACUAUUUCAAAAAUUGUCUUUAAUGUAAUGGUAUAAUCUGACAGUAAAAAUGACAGAUAAAGCCUUUAAUCUGUGUGUGUUACUUAGUGGAAAACAAAAUGAGGAAUAUUUAUAUAUGUAUAUUUUAAAAUCACAAGUGCAAAAAUCAGUCUGCAUGCCUUACAAUUCCUGCAAAAUAAAUGCAACAGAAUGUUUGUAAUGUAUGUUUUCUUUUUUAGUUAAAUAUAAUAUCGAGAAACUUUUAGUUUGUAUUUAAUGGUAUCUUGUGUCCUCGAGGAAUAAAGUGCACAAUCAUACUUCAAACAAGGCAGAUUUGUGUUUAUCCUAAUAAAUAAUAAAUCCCUCACUGUAAUAAAAAUGUUUCUAGUUUACGGAAAAUUAGCAGCUGCAGAAUUUUAUUGUAUCUGUAUGGUAAGUCUGCAUGAAUAAGAUAAAUCUGUAUAAAUACUGUAAAAUUCUGGCAACCACAUCUG
Messenger RNA from Xiphophorus maculatus (southern platyfish), 3942 nucleotides. RefSeq names its product clustered mitochondria protein homolog. The record is from RefSeq and is a predicted model, not a curated record. Gene Ontology annotation, biological process: intracellular distribution of mitochondria. Gene Ontology annotation, molecular function: mRNA binding; protein binding. Gene Ontology annotation, cellular component: cytoplasm. Lineage: Eukaryota; Metazoa; Chordata; Actinopteri; Cyprinodontiformes; Poeciliidae. The transcript is spliced from 26 exons. The coding region runs from base 1 to 3330 and encodes 1109 amino acids.